This is a messenger RNA of Engraulis encrasicolus (European anchovy), 3295 nucleotides long. Its product is annotated as lipid droplet assembly factor 1-like. NCBI's taxonomy places the organism in Eukaryota, Metazoa, Chordata, Actinopteri, Clupeiformes, Engraulidae. The record is from RefSeq and is a predicted model, not a curated record. The transcript is spliced from 4 exons. The coding region runs from base 122 to 559 and encodes 145 amino acids.
AUCAAAUGUGUGACAUCAAUGCGCCUUAUAAACAGACCAUUAUAAAGUAGUGGUAAAGUUGGCAAGAGAGAAGGAGCAUGUUAGAUUAGAUUGACAUCUCUCUUUUUCCCUGCCCCAGAGUAUGCUGUUUGACUGUGAAUAUGCUGAAGAUGGAAUUCCAGCAAGGUUUUGCUCUACAAUGGAGCAAAAACAUGUCGACCCCAGGAUCAGAGAGCUGAUGAAAUCUCCAGUGGGCCGGUACCUGAUUGAGCACCCAUUCGUUGCACUGACCUUAAUGGUCUUUACAGUCAUGGCCACCGUUCCCAUUGGACUUUUCCUUGGCUUCGCUUUAGUGACAUUUGCUGCCACAACAGUAUCUGUGGUCUUUAUAGAAGUUUUCCUGCUGGCGCUAGGAGGGGCUACUUUGCUGUGUGCUCUGGGCAGCCUUGCCAUUGCUGCAGUGGGCAUAUCGUCCCUUCUGACCAGCUGCUACCUCGCCGUCUCCUGCAUAUACAAGCUGUUCUACAGAGAACGCCUUCCUGAGAUGAGGAAGAGAUGGCUAAAGGCGAAACAUGAUUGAGGUAGAGGACCCUUAACCCCAACAACAACAACAACAAAAGAAAAAACGAGAUGUUUGUCUACAUCGCCAUAGAAGCUGUUAAGUGAUUUCAUUGAUAUUUUGACAGAUAUACAGUACAUAAAUCAGGGUUCCCACACCUUUUUCAUGAACACAUUCAAGCACUUUUCAAGCACCAAAUUUUCAGUUUUCCAGCACCUUUAAUAGGUCGCGGGAAGGGGGUGUGGGGGUCCUCCCCUGGAAAAUUUUGUGUUUUUAAGAUGCAAUUUCCUGCAUUCUAAUCAAUUUUAGGGUGUCGAAUGGCAAAUCCCAUCUGACAUCUCACUCCCUCAGAUAUUUGAUGUACCUGAACAAUCUAUUUCUAUUAUUUGGCUUACUGAGUUUGACUUGACACAAAUUUCAAGCAUUUUCAAGCACUUCACCAAACAUUCAAGUAUUUUCACAACCUUGAAAACACUUAAUUGAAAUUCAAGCAUUUUCAAGGAUUUCAAGCACCAGUGGGAACCCUGAUAAAUAUAUAUAUAUAAUUUCCCUCGGGAUCAAUAAAUGAUAAUCUACUCUACUCUACUAUACAGUGGUAUGAGUAAGUUUAGGCACCCUUUCGGAAAAUCAUUACAUCGGUUUAUCUCUGGUAGAGCUGUUGAAGCAGGAACUUCAUUAGGACAUACUGUAUGUUAAACCAUAGGGAUAGAGAAACAUUUCAGUUGAGAAAUCAUUUUAAUACGUGUAAAAGAAACCAUACAAAAAUAGACAUGUGCAUAAAUGUGGGCACCCCAAAGAAGCUAUACCAUUAAUAUGAAAUAGUGCUCACCUUUACAGCAGAAACGUAUUUUAAUAACUUUGUAAGGCGUUCAGUAACUAAGACAGACAGACUGGGUAAUAAAAAUGUAAUUUAUCAUACAUAAAGCAGACUGUGCUUGCCCCUAAGUUCUGCCUUGGAGAGUGGCAACAUAGGGGGCUCUGAACAACUCUUUGUUGACGUCCAACUAAGAAAAACUAAGAAUAAGGUGAAAUGUGAAGACAUGGGAAUGGAAAGCUUGGAAAGCCAUGGGAAUGGUCUUUGUGAAAGGAAAUGUGGCAUGUUGAAAAAAGGUUAACAAGGCAUGGGUAAAGGAUGGUACGAAUGGUAACAGGCCCACUAUAGACCACCUCCAUAAAACUACAAAAACAUAGCUGCUGAUUGUGCAGACUUAGAAAUUGGUCCUUCAGUGUUUAGUUUUCACAAGGCACAAAAGCUCAUUGGAUGGGUGAUGCAUAAAAAGGCUUUCCUGUGUAUUCAUCAUCACCAGAAAUAAGUUGUAUGACUUGUGAAAAAAGCACAUCUGAGCAAACUAAAACCAUUUUGUGAAUCAUACUAUGGUCAGAUGAGACUGAGCUAGAGACUGAGCUAGAGUUGUUAUUAUAUAUUAUUACAAGUUAUUAAAAUACGUUUCUGCUGCAAAGGUGAGCUAUAUUUCAUAUGAAUAGAAUACCUUCUUUGGGUGCCCAUAUUUAUGCACAUGACUAUUUUUGUUUAAAUCCACACAAAAUUGUUUCUGUUACACCUAUUAAAAUGAUUUCACAACUGUUAUAUUUCUCUUUCCCUAUGGUUUUACAUAUGCCAAAAUGAAGUCGUUGCUUCAAAAGUUCUACCAGAGAUAAACCGAUGUAUUGGUUUUCAAAAAGGGUGCCCAAACUUUCUCAUACCAAGGUAUUAUCCACACCAGAGUGUGGUUUAGGUAAGGUUGGUUUUCAUUUGCCUUUAAUAGCCAUGGCUUCAAUGUCGCCUUCAGUGACCUCUUACACUGGGGGCGCUCUGGCACUGUAGCCAUUUCUCAGGUUUUUGACUGAAUAUAUUCAGCAAUCAAAAUAGUUGUAAGUAACUACUAACUGGGGAGACGAUAUUUAUAAGAAAUUGAUUUUUUCUUGAAAAUGAGAUGUACAAUUUAAUUGAACACAAUUCAACCUUUUUUUUUGAUAAUACUGUACAUAUAUCAUGGGAAAUGAAUUGCCAAGUACUGUAAUCUUGUCCAAUAUUUGUAUAGACGAAAUAAGGCCAACACUACAUUGCAUUUGAAACAAAAUGCCGACUUUGAAAACAUCCUAAUCAAGCACCUUAACUAUAUUUGUAACACUGCACUGUGCCUUUUUGCUGUUGAUAAUGUUCAUCUGCCUAUCAUUUGUACACGGAUACAAUCUGUUUGGUUACAAAUUGUACAAGGGCCCAAAAAAAAGCUCAACUUGAAAAUGCUUUACAUCUUAUUUGAACGGCUUUCUCUAGUUUUGAUAAUUACACCAUCCUGCAGGGUGUAAGAUGGGUCCAUCCAUGACCUAUUUGGCAUUACCAUGGGGUCACAACAGCCUAAUUUAAGAAGAGUCACACUGUGCAAAACCAGCAAAGCAUGAUGCAUGCUGCUGAGUAAUUUUGUCUGACAGCUGGAGGGUGAGAGGGUUGGGUACGGGUGCCCUUGGCACCUCACCUCAUCACCCCAUGCAAGCAAGGCACCUGUAGUUAGACUGGGCAGCUGUUUUUUUCCAGCCACUCCUCGAAAACAGUAUCCCCCCGCCGCAGCACUACACACAAUGUUAAUUCCUGUAUAAGUAGCUGUAAGGCAUGUACUAAGCAAAAUCAAACAUUUGUUAAGUCCUUACUAAGGUUAUAUUAGUAAUAAAUCCACAAUUGUCUAUGAACAAGACAUUUGCAAAUACAUACCUAACAAAUGUUUGAUUUUGCUUAGUGCAUGCCUUACAAGUUACAGU